Chanos chanos (milkfish) is the source of this 1236-nucleotide messenger RNA. Its product is annotated as fibulin-7. Gene Ontology annotation, molecular function: calcium ion binding. NCBI's taxonomy places the organism in Eukaryota, Metazoa, Chordata, Actinopteri, Gonorynchiformes, Chanidae. The transcript is spliced from 7 exons. The coding region runs from base 1 to 1236 and encodes 411 amino acids. The record is from RefSeq and is a predicted model, not a curated record.
AUGACCCGCGGUCUGAUAAUAGUUGUAACUGCGUUUUUAUGUCAACUUCUUGUAUCAAACAGUCAGCAGGACUGUCCAAGCGGUCAGCAGCUACAUGGUUAUCUGCGCCAGGUUCACAAGCUGCUGUCUAAUCACGAGACAGCGUACCUAAAGAGUGUCCGAUCGCUCAAGAGGAAACUAACCCUUCUCCAGAAAGCCCAAUUAAACGCAAGAAACUACAGCCGUAAUAUAACAGCCUGUCCUGAGCCAGAGCCUCUGGCCAAUGGUCGCAUGUUGGGCAGUGUGUUCAGAGUGGGACACGAGGUUCAUUUCCUGUGCAGUCCUGGCUUUGAGCUGCUGGGAUCUGAGACCAGAGUGUGUCUGAAUUCUCUGAGGUGGAGUGGCCAGCAGCCUGCCUGCACGAGAGUGGACACUGGUAUAAACAAUGACGCGUCCCCGCUUGUCACCAUGUCCUCUGUGUCCUUACCUGCCUCCCCUCCUCCACCCGCCUCUGUCUCCACCUUCGUCCGACCGUCUCGCUGCAUCGAGUUCAUGGGUUCCACCCACUGCACCUGUGAGCCAGGCUACUCUGUGUACAGCCAGGAUAAGAGUCUGUGUACAGACAUUGAUGAAUGCGAGGUCUUCCCUUUGACCCAGCCCGGUCGUCUGUGUUUACACUUGUGUGUGAAUACAGCAGGAGGCUUCUACUGCGACUGUCCGAGCGGAUACAACCUCAGCAGAGACGGUCGUAACUGCCAAGAUGUUGAUGAGUGCGCCAACGGCAUGCAUAACUGCACUCAGGAACAGGUGUGUGUCAACACGUUCGGAGGUCAUAACUGCAUCGACAUCGUGUGCCCACCCUUCCGAAAAGCCACAUACAUCAAAACAUCACCCCUGCGAUGUGAGCGGAAUCCAUGUGUGAUGGGGGAUGAAACUUGUCUCCAAGCUCCUCUGUCCGUCACCUACCACUUCAUGUCUGUGGUCUCCAACAUGUCAGCGCCACGCGUGCUGUUCCGGAUCUCUGCCGCCCGCAUUCUGGGUGACACCAUACGCUUCGGACUGCUGAAGAACCGCGGGGCGCAGCAAUUUGCGGUGCAGAAGUCCGGUCGGCAGACGGGUCAGCUGGUGCUGAUGAACCCGGUGCAGGGCCCGGCCACCCUGGAUGCGGAAGUAGAAAUGACCGAACUGGAGCGGAAGGCACAGCUUGGACGCUACAUCACCAAAGUCAGGCUGUUUGUGUCCCCAUACAGUUUCUGA